Vollenhovia emeryi is the source of this 2292-nucleotide messenger RNA. RefSeq lists its product as uncharacterized. The coding region runs from base 1 to 2292 and encodes 763 amino acids. The record is from RefSeq and is a predicted model, not a curated record. The transcript is spliced from 2 exons. NCBI's taxonomy places the organism in Eukaryota, Metazoa, Arthropoda, Insecta, Hymenoptera, Formicidae.
AUGUCCGCUGUUCCUGCCGCGAAGAUACACCAACCCGAAGCCUACUAUCUGCCGCAUCAUGCGGUCUUUAAGAAUGAAGAUCCGUCACGGAAGAUACGCGUUGUCUUCAACGCGUCAUACCGCUCUGCCACGGGCUAUUCACUCAACGACCUGCUUCUCGCCGGGAAGAAGUUGCAGUCUGAACUCUGGGUGACCCUUUCCCGCUGGCGCCUUUUCAGAUACGUCUUCACGACGGACAUCGUGAAGAUGUUUAGACAGAUCUUAGUCCACCAAGACGACACCGAUUUGCAACGCAUUUUGUGGCGAUCGGAUCCUACCAAGGAGGUGCAGGACUACCACCUGCGGACGGUGGUCUACGGCACCGCUUCAGCCCCCUACCUGGCACUGCGGACGCUUCUACAGCUAGCUGAGGACGAAGGUCCUCGAUUUCCCCGCGGCGCCAGCGCUAUCAGGACUCAUUCGUACGUGGACGACAUUCUGGCAGGUGGCCACACCCGUGAGGAGGCGUUGGAAAUCAAGCGUCAAACGCAAGCGAUCCUCGCCGCUGACGGGUUCGACCUGAUCAAGUGGGCGGCAAAUAUCCCCGAACUCUGCCCCGGAGAGUAUAACGAGAAGGUCUUUUACGAUCGCGAAGGAGUCAGCACCCUGGGUGUCCUGUGGUCUCCUCGAGACGACUGCUUCUCUCUGCGGGUGGCCGUUGUCAGAUCGGUGGAUGCCCCUACUAAGCGGACGGUGUUGUCGGACGUGGCGCGAUUCUUUGACCCGCUCGGGUGGGCCGCUCCUGUUCUAAUUUUUGGUAAAAUUUUUAUACAGGAUCUCUGGAUGGCUGGACUCGCCUGGGACGACCCUUCGCCGGAACAACUUCGGACCGUGUGGUCGAGUUAUGCCGCCGCCUUGCCUCAACUGGAGUUGCACCGCAUUCCACGCUUCGUGGACUACCCUGGGCCGGGAAGCACAGCCGAGCUGCAUGGCUUCUCAGAUGCCGCCAACCGCGCCUAUGCAGCAACCGUUUACCUCCGCUACCAGGGUGGCACCGGUCAAGACGGUCUCCAUACCCAGACUGGAAUUGUGCGGAGCCGAGAAUUGGCACGCCUCCUACGCACAACCGCACGCGCGCUGGAGCUGGAGAACGCCCGAAUCUAUGCGUGGACUGACUCGACAGUGACGCUGGCGUGGCUUCGUUCCCACUCUGCGCGUUGGAAGCCGUUCGUUGCACACAGAGUGGCGGAAGUGCAGGACUUAGUCCCUCCGGCGCAGUGGAGAUACGUGCCGUCAAGGGACAACCCGGCGGACGCGGUUACGCGGGGCAUUCCGCCUGCGGAAUUGGCGAGCCUUGAUAAUUGGUGGACUGGGCCGUCCUGGCUUACGAGUGCGGAUUAUUCAACGGCCGAACCUGGCCCGACCGACGACGAUGCUGCGGUGGAGGAGCUCCGCCCACAAGCGACGCUCAUCGCCAGACCGGAAGACGGCAACGACAUCAUGCGUCGUUAUUCAGAAAUGAUGCGACUGUUGCGUGUGUCCGCCUUCUGUCUUAGGUUUGCGCACAAUGCGCGCUCUGCCGAGAAGAGGUCAGGCUAUCUAUCGGCGGAGGAGCUGGGUGCAACCCGUAAGCGGUGGGUGCGGAUCUCCCAAGAGGAGGACUUCCCGCAGGAGACAGCCUGCCUCAGGGAUAAAUGGCCGCUUCCGGCCAGAUCGCCGCUAUUACCGCUUCGUCCAUUCCUGGACCCAGAGGGACUGCUGCGAGUGGGCGGUCGCCUUCAGCAAGCGCUCCUCCCAUUUGACGAAAAGCAUCCCUACGUUUUAUCCAAAAGAAAUCACCUUGCGCUUCUCCUUGUGCGCGAGGCUCACGCGAACUCACUUCACGGAGGGUCCCAGCUGACCCGGAGCCUUCUCCUGAGGCGGUAUUGGAUCCUGCAGGCGAGUUCCUUGGUCCGCUCGGUCGUUCAUGGCUGCGUGCGCUGCACCCGAUACGAGGAGUCAACGCCGAACAAUAGAUGGGUCAUCUGCCUCCGGAACGCACGCGACCCAGUCGCCCCUUCUGGUCCUCAGGCGUUGAUUAUGCCGGCCCAUUGCCCCUUCGCACCUGGAAGGGGCGCGGACAUAAGCCCGUUAAGGGCUACGUCUGCCUGUUCGUGUGUCUGUCCACCAAGGCCGUUCAUUUGGAGGCUGUGUCUGAUCUCUCCUCCGGUUCCUUUCUCGCGGCAUUUCGACCUUUUAUUUCCCGUCGAGGCCGCUGCCAACGCCUUAACAGCGAUAACGGGACGAACUUCAGAGGAGCGGCUGGGGAGUUAA